This is a messenger RNA of Paramecium octaurelia, 466 nucleotides long. The record is from the annotation of a GenBank genome assembly. Lineage: Eukaryota; Ciliophora; Oligohymenophorea; Peniculida; Parameciidae.
UGGCACUUGAUAUGCAGUUCUGAAAAACUCUUUGAAAUGACAACCUAAAUCAGAUUUAAACUAUUAUUUCAAUAUAUCCAAUGUAUUAAUUUAGACUACAUGGUUCAAUUGCUAUUGUAAUAGGAUUAAGAAAAUGCUCUAAAACCAUAUGCCUUCUCGAAUGUUUUAAUUCAACAAUUCACUUUUGCUGCUACACAUCCAAUAGACGAUCCUUUGUAAAUUUUAUAUUCCCUUGAAUAGCUAAAAUUAUGUACCUCAACAGUGAAAUCCUUUAUCGAUUAAGCUGAUAUCACAAGAGCCAGACCUGAAGUAAUUACCUUCUCGAAUAAUUCAAACUUGAGCUAAAAGGAUAUCUUAAAAGUCUUACACAACAAAUGCUAAGUAUGCAGUCUAUGACUUCAUUUAAGAAGUACUAUUUGUCCUCUGCUUGUUGUAAUACUUGGGUAAAUAGAUAGAAGAUAUUAGA